CCCCUUCGCCCUUCUGGAAGCGGGCAGCUGCACGUACGCUUGCUGCCCGCCGGGGUUGCUGCCGCAGCUUCGUUCCGGUGCGAACCCUGCCCAGCGAAGCGCCCGUCGGGUUGAUUUUCCCUUAAAAUUUGACAGUGGGAUCCUGGGAGUUGGUCUUGCGUGAGGCAGCAAGGUUUAAAAGCGUGGUGUGAGGUAACGUGCGUCCGAGUGGUGCUGAUGAGUCUCUUUCAAUCUACCACUAGAAGGUUGGUUUUCCAAGUAUAUUGUGGACUUAAGGCUUCUUCUUCAAAGAAACAGAAGUUUUGCUUGGAAAUGGCUCGUCCUAGUUCAAAUAUGGCUGAUUUUCGGGAAGCAUUUGCCAAAGCGAAGCAUAUAGCCGUUAUCACAGGAGCCGGCGUUAGUGCGGAGAGUGGAGUUCCUACCUUCAGAGGGGCUGGUGGUUUCUGGAGAAAGUGGCAAGCCCAGGAGCUGGCUACACCAGAGGCUUUUGCACGAAACCCUUCUCGUGUAUGGGAAUUUUACCAUUACCGCCGGGAAGUGAUGCUGAGUAAACAUCCAAAUCCUGCACAUAUUGCCAUUGCAGAGUGCGAAAGGCGACUGAGCAAGCAAGGAAGGAGCGUUGUGGUCAUUACUCAGAAUAUCGAUGAGCUACACAGAAAGGCAGGCACAAAGCACCUCUUAGAAAUUCACGGUAGUUUAUUUAAAACUCGGUGCACCAACUGUGGAAACGUGGCUGCGAAUUACAAGAGUCCAAUAUGCCCCGCAUUGGCCGGGAAAGGGGCUCCUGAUCCUGAAACAGAAGAUGCCACAAUUCCAGUUGAAGACCUUCCUCAGUGUGAGGAGGACGGCUGCAACGGGCUCCUCCGUCCCCACGUUGUGUGGUUUGGUGAAACCCUGGAUCCCAACAUUCUCACAGAGGUUGAGAAGGAGCUUGAGAUAUGCGACCUCUGCUUGGUAGUCGGGACUUCCUCCGUGGUGUACCCUGCCGCUAUGUUUGCCCCUCAGGUAUCCGCCAGAGGGGUGCCAGUUGCAGAGUUUAAUAUGGAAGCCACUCCUGCUACAAACAGAUUCAGGUUUCACUUCCCGGGCCCCUGCGGGACCACCCUGCCGCCGGCGCUGGCCCGCCACGAGACGGAGAUCAUCUCCUGAGCACCUCGGAGCGGCCGGCGGGGAAGCGCCGCAGCCCGGCGGGGGCAGAGGGAGGGCUGGGGAAGGGGGUGGGCGAGAGGAGGCGGCGGGUCUCCGCGGACUGUCCCCUCCCCUGCUCCCCACGGCAAUAAACGGGCGGCGGGAGCCCGGGGCGGGCAGCGCGGGCCCCGCCGCUGGCACCACAGGUA
This is a messenger RNA of Grus americana (Whooping crane), 1337 nucleotides long. It is a transcript of the gene SIRT5, whose product is annotated as sirtuin 5. The transcript has 9 exons. NCBI's taxonomy places the organism in Eukaryota, Metazoa, Chordata, Aves, Gruiformes, Gruidae. The record is from RefSeq and is a predicted model, not a curated record. The coding region runs from base 217 to 1149 and encodes 310 amino acids. Gene Ontology annotation, molecular function: protein-succinyllysine desuccinylase activity; protein-malonyllysine demalonylase activity; NAD+ binding.